AUGAAUGAACCUCUUUAUGUGAUAUUUCAGCGAAAACCAACUGGCAUUGUUCAUUGUAUCCGGGUGGAUGGCAGUAUUACUGAGGUGGUUGAAGGUAUUGCUGAGGUGGUUGAAGGUAUUGCUGAGGUGGUUGAAGGUAUUGCUGAGGUGGUUGAAUGUAUUACUGAGGUGGUUGAAGGUAUUGCUGAGGUGGUUGAAUGUAUUGCUGAGGUGGUUGAAUGUAUUGCUGAGGUGGUUGAAGGUAUUACUGAGGUGGUUGAAUGUAUUACUGAGGUGGUUGAAUGUAUUGCUGAGGUGGUUGAAUGUAUUGCUGAGGUGGUUGAAGGUAUUACUGAGGUGGUUGAAGGUAUUACUGAGGUGGUUGAAGGUAUUACUGAGGUGGUUGAAGGUAUUGCUGAGGUGGUUGAAUGUAUUGCUGAGGUGGUUGAAUGUAUUACUGAGGUGUUUGAAGGUAUUGCUGAGGUGGUUGAAGGUAUUACUGAGGUGGUUGAAGGUAUUACUGAGGUGGUUGAAUGUAUUGCUGAGGUGGUUGAAGGUAUUACUGAGGUGGUUGAAGGUAUUGCUGAGGUGGUUGAAUGUAUUACUGAGGUGGUUGAAGGUAUUACUGAGGUGGUUGAAGGUAUUACUGAGGUGGUUGAAGGUAUUACUGAGGUGGUUGAAGGUAUUGCUGAGGUGUUUGAAGGUAUUACUGAGGUGGUUGAAUGUAUUGCUGAGGUGGUUGAAUGUAUUACUGAGGUGGUUGAAGGUAUUACUGAGGUGGUUGAAGGUAUUGCUGAGGUGGUUGAAUGUAUUACUGAGGUGUUUGAAGGUAUUGCUGAGGUGGUUGAAGGUAUUGCUGAGGUGGUUGAAGGUAUUACUGAGGUGGUUGAAGGCAUUACUGAGGUGGUUGAAGGUAUUACUGAGGUGGUUGAAUGUAUUGCUGAGGUGGUUGAAUGUAUUACUGAGGUGGUUGAAGGUAUUACUGAGGUGGUUGAAUGUAUUACUGAGGUGGUUGAAUGUAUUACUGAGGUGGUUGAAGGUAUGGCUGUGGUGGUUGAAUGUACUGGGGUGGUUGAAUGUAUUGCUGAGUGGUUGAAUGUAUUGGGGUGGUUGAAUGUAUUGCUGAGUGGUUGA
Molecule: messenger RNA, 1113 nt
Organism: Ylistrum balloti
Lineage: Eukaryota; Metazoa; Mollusca; Bivalvia; Pectinida; Pectinidae
Product: putative sensory transducer protein
Exons: 2
Coding region: 1-1113 (370 amino acids)
Biological process (GO): signal transduction
Cellular component (GO): membrane
Source: RefSeq, a predicted model, not a curated record